This is a messenger RNA of Xyrichtys novacula (pearly razorfish), 12269 nucleotides long. Lineage: Eukaryota; Metazoa; Chordata; Actinopteri; Labriformes; Labridae. The record is from the annotation of a GenBank genome assembly.
GGAUACAAAAGACACGUUGCCUUUCCCGCAAACUAAACAAACAUCCCUUUUUAAUCGAAAAACGUAAAGACGUGGCGUGAAACACUUUUACUAUUCACUCACGCUACGACAGCAGUUUCAACAAAAUAGCAAAACUCGUCAUAACACCGGACAUCUUUUGUGUAGCAUCAGACCAAGAUAUGUUAGCUUGACGGAUGCUAUUUUGUCGUUAAGGAAGUUUGUCGCUGCGCUUCUGGAAUAAAACCCCAACUUUUCGGACUUGGAGGUAAUGUCAAAAGUAGUUACGUCAUUUUUUUUCAGUUGGUACAAAUCUUUGUGGUUAGGUUACAUAUUAAACUCAUUCGUUAGCUGUUUCUGACUCUGACUUAGCCCUAGCUAACGUUCCUGCACAGACCUAGCUAACCUAGCGCGUGCUGUUGUGUAACGUAGUACGAUGACUAGUUCACUAACCAUAACAGUACGGCAUGUUGAAGAAAACAGAAAUAAUAUUAUUUGUGUGUUAAAAAAUAGUGCGUGAAUUGAAGUGACCAAAAUCCUCAACUACAAUGGCUAUGCUUUACUUUAGCUUACAUGGCUAACAAGGUUUUAACCCCAGCGUUGCAAUCUCCAUUGUUCAUUCACCCUUUGCACUUAGAUUAUUACGCAGCAAUCCUCGCUCAUUUCCGCUACUUUUAUUUGAGCUGUUUGCCGUGUGCAUGUGUUGUCUUUGAAAAAAACAGACAUAAUGAUGGCGCAUGUUAUUAAUUUAUUGACGGGGAACACUUGGAUACACCUUCAUGUCCUGGUGUUGAGCUCGAACGAGUGUGAUAAAAGUCUGACUCCAAACUGUUCACCUAAACUUUGGGCGAACUUUUCGUAUUGAGUGACUCAUUCGCGUUUUUCCUCAUUUACACUCAUUUUCUUUCUCAUUGUUUUUCAGGACAACGACAGAGCUAACAACCAGCUGCAGCUGAAUCCCAGCAGAGACUCAAGGGCAGCUGGAUACUGACUGUGUGUGUGUGUGUGUGUGUGUGUGUGUGUGUGUGUGUGUGUGUGUGUGUGUGUGUGUGUGUGUGUGCGCGCGCGCGUGUGUGUGGAGGAUGUCUACUUCACCUUUAUACAGUUAUCAUGACAGUGGUACACGCUUCAGGAAAAGGAAAGCUCGGUUUACCUUCAGUGAAGUUCACAUACUGCUGGAUGAAGUGAGGAAGCAUCGCAUGGUUGUAGUAGGUACGUGAUUUUAAAUCGGUAUCUGUAUCACUGUAAUUCAGUGGUCCUGGGGACAAUCAUGGCUCUUGGAAAAGGAGUGAUCACUUUGUAGCUUAAAGUUCUUGUGAGGAGUUUGUUUCAAGUUGUGAAACAGACUGGAAUAAGGACUGAUGUCUCUUUGUGAGCACAGAAAGCAAACAAGAAAACAGGCUAUCUAUAAACAGUUUUGGUAAUUUCUUUGAGGGGCCCUUCUCAAAAGGAUAAAUAAAGUUGUAUCUAAUCUAAUCAUGUCUGAAACCAAUGACCAAUGAGGUAGGUGGCAGAGCUGCACAUAAAAAAAUAAAAAACAAAAAACUUAUGCGUCACUAAGGAUACUUUGAUCCUUUUUAUUUUCAAUUUAGGAGUUCCUUCUCUGAUUACUAAAAUCAGGGAUAUGUGUGUGUAUAUUUUCUAUUACAUCAUGAUUUUUAAACCUCAGAUUUUGUCUCACAGUAGUCGACAAUAUCAUAUAUAAUUUGAUCCCAUUGCUUAAAACUAUACAAUUUAACACAAGGGUGAGUGCUUAAAUUGCUUUUGUGCCUAAAGGCUAUAGGCAUUGCAAUGUUGAGCAAAUAGUGUCUCUGUACACCAGUGUUAUUUGCAUACAUUUAAAUGACCCAUUAUGUAUUAAUUUGGAGCAAAGUAUCUUGCAGUGUGUAAACAGUCCUUCUUACUAAAUAUGUAUAUAUAUAUAUAUAUAUAUAUAUAUAUAUAUACAUAUACUACAGGCCAAAAGUUUGGACGCAAGGCCAUUACAGGCCGAACAGUUAGGAGUAACUUCAAGUUUUUGUUCACAAUGCUUUUUUUUAAAUCCAGCAUGAGUUGUAUGUAUUUUGGGAUGUAUUUACUCCAUGAUCAGAUGUUGCUUUCAUGGAAAUGCACCAUUUUACUCCAUAUACCUUUAGAUAUACAUUAAUGUGAACACACCAUUGCUAAAUACAUGUGAUAGAAAAAGACCUGGACGAAAGAGAGUUACUACAAAAGCAGAGGAUAAACAUACAGGGCUGUCUCAGAAAAUUUGAAUAAUGUGAUUUUCUGCAAUGCAACUAAAAACAUGAAAAUGUCAUACAUUCCAGAUUCAUUAUACAUCAACUGAAAUAUUUCAAGCUUUUUAUUGUUUUAAUAUUGCUGAUUAUGGCAUACAGCUUAAGAAAACUCAAAUAUUCUAUCUCAAAAUAUUAGAAUAUCAUGAAAAAGUAUACUAGCAGGCUAUUUAACUAAUCACUUGAAUUGUCUAAUUAACCUUUAAGCCUUUAAAAACACUCAACUUUGUUCAGUAAACUAAAUCACAAGUAUGGGGAAGACUGCUGACCUGACUGCUGUCCAGAGGACCAUCAUUGACACCCUCCAUCAGGAGGGUAAGAUACAAAAAGAAAUUUCUAAAAGAGCAGGCUGUUCACAGAGUGCAGUUUCAAAGCACAUUCACAAAAAGUCUGUAAGAAGGGGGAAAUGUGGCAGGAAACGCUGCACAACCAAGAGAGAGGACCGCAGCCUUAACAGCAUUGUGAAGAAGAGCCGCUUCCAGAAUUUGGGGGAGCUUCAAAGACAGUGGACUGAAGCUGGAGUCCAGGUAUCAAAAGCCACUGUUCACAGACAUGUCCGGGAAAUGGGCUACAAUAGCUGUAUUCCCAUGGUCAAGCCACUCCUGAACUCAAGAUAACGGAAGAAGCGUCUGACUUGGGCCAUGGAAAAGAAGCACUGGACAGUUGCAGAUUGGUCCAAAGUCCUCUUUUCAGACGAAAGCAAGUUUUGUAUUUCAUUUGGAAGUCAAGGCGCCAGGGUCUGGAGGAAGGCUGGAGAGGAGCAAAAUCCAAGUUGCUUGAAAUCCAGUGUGGAGUUCCCACAGUCAGCGAUGGUUUGGGGAGCCAUGUCAGCUGCUGGUGUUGGUCCACUGUGUUUCAUCAAGUCCAGAGUCAAUGCAGCUGUGUACCAAGAGAUUUUAAAUCACUACAUGCUUCCGUCUGCUGAAAAGCUCUAUGGAGAUGAUGAUUUCAUUUUCCAGCAUGAUCUGGCACCUGCCCACAGUGCCAAAACCACCAGUAAGUGGUGUACUGACCAUGGCAUUACUGUCCUCGAUUGGCCUGCCAACUCCCCUGACCUGAACCCAAUAGAGAAUUUGUGGGGUAUUGUGAAGAAGAAGCUGAAAGACACCGGACCCAACAAUGCAAAUGCGCUAAAGGCCGCUAUUGAAGCAUCCUGGGCAUCCAUAACACCUCAGCAAUGCCACAGGCUGAUUGCCUCCAUGCCACGCCGCAUUGAUGCAGUAAUCCAUGCAAAAGGAUUCCCAACUAGUACUGAGUGCAUUAAUUGAUAUUUUCAAAUGUUUUAUUUUGUUUUACUGUUAUAAAUCUUUUUUUUUACUUGGUCUGAGGCAAUAUUCUAUUUUUUUGAGUUAGGAUUUUUGAGUUUUCUUAAGCUGUAUGCCAUAAUCAGCAAUAUAAAAAUAGUAAAAGGCUUGCAAUAUUUCAGUUGAUCUGUAAUGAAUCCAGAAUGUAUGACAUUUUUGUUUUUUUAAUUGCAUUACAGAAAAUAAAGAACUUUAUCACAAUAUUCUAAUUUUCUGAGACAGUCCUGUAUCAUUGUCACCAGUAAGAGAGAUCGGUGAAAGACAGCACCACAAAUGAGGGAGAAAAUCAACAUGAUAAGGUUGAAACCCAUAUCGCUUACAACUGUGAAAUGACGUUUGAGAAAGGCUGGUCUGAAGGGUUGUGUAUCUGUAAAAAAAAACACUUCUUUGUCCACAGAACAAGAAAAAAAGAUAUGAGUGGGCAAAAGCUCACAAAAAUUGGACCUAUGAUGACUAGAAACAAGUUCUCUGGACUGAUGAAAGCAAGUUUGAACUGUUUGGUUCAAAACGCAGAGUCUAUGUCUGCAGACAAACUGGUGAACGUCUGAAAGCAUCAUGUGUUACACCCACAAUUCAGCAUGGAGGUGGUAGUUCCAUGGUAUUGGAAUGAUUUGCAGGUGAUGGAGUAGAAGAUUUGUUUGAAGUAAAGGGUAUUAUAAACAAGGAACAGUACCACUCCAUCCCCCAGCAUCAUGCUGUUCCAUCUGGACUUAGACUUGUGGCUCAUAAGCUUGUUUUGCAGCAAGACAAUGAUCCUAAGCAUCCUGCCAAGCUCUGUCAGGGUUACCUUGACAAAAAAGAAGAGGAAGGUGUUCUUCAAAAGAUGGUUUGGCCCCCUCAGUCUCCAGACCUUUCUCCAAUUGAGCUUGUGCGGGAUGAGUUGGACCGAUCGGUCAGAAAAACGCGUCCCACGAAUCAGCAGUCUCUUUUUAAUGAACUUUAGAAAGCUUGGAACAUACCUUAAAAAAACUUGUGGAAUGAAUGCCUGGUUUAUGCCAAGCUGUUGUUAAAGCCAGAGGAGAUUACUUUAAAGAAAGCAAAGUCUAAGCAACAAUAACUCAAAUACCCAAUAAUUAUAGUCAAAAUGUCUUCUGAUAAGUUACUCUUUAUACAAUAGUCAUGGUUAUUGAGUUGCAAAUUAUAUACAUGAAACUAUGAUCUUUUUUUGUAUAUAUAUAUAUAUAUAUGUGUGUGUGUGUGUAUAUAUAUAUAUAUAUAUAUGUAUAGUAGUACACAUAGUAAAAAAGAUGACAUCCUAUACCCCUUUUUGAUUGAAAAAAAUCCUUUCUUGUCUUUAGUUUAUGUGAAAUGGUUAAGUUCUUGUAUUGUCUGAGGAAUGUUUGUCAUAUGGUCUACAUAAACUGGAAUUUGAGGGGUUAAAAUUCUGAAAUUGGAUUUUUUUAAAGAUUAGGACUGAAGAAGGAAAAAAAAUACAAAUUAUUUAAAGUUGAUAUAACAUUAAAAUGUAGUACAAUAAUUUUGCUCCAUUUUUUUUCUCAAAAAAGCUUGAAUUGUAUAUCUUUUUUACUUUUUAUUAAAUUUGAAAGUAAAAAAAACUUGAUUUAAAAAAAAGCUCAGGCAAGGAGGUUUGAGCAGACACAGAUAUAAUAUGAUUGGUUUUUUGUCUGUUAAUUACAAAACGUGGCCUGCCACAGACACAUUCUUAUUUCAAACACUGAAGGUCAUUUUAUUCUUCCCCUUGCAGGUAAAUUCAAUCGUGGCGUGCCAACAGAUGCGAAGAAGCGCACAUGGGCAGAGAUUACUGCACGAGUUAAUGAGAUCGGGGAGUGCCAACGGGAGGUGAUCGAGGUCAUCAAAAAAUGGUCUGAUCUAAAAUGUGACACCAAGCGAAAAGUGGCAGCCAUGCGGGCAGGGACCGUCCCCCACAGGGGCCUCAACUCACGCCUUUCCAGAGACCUAAACCCUACAGAGAAAAUAGUUCUUCAGAUUCUGGAGAUGGAUGAGGAAGACCAAAAUACAGCUGACUUUGGUCCACUUGGAGACGAUGAUGACGUGCCAGAGGAUGAAGAGGAGUUGGAGGAGGAGGAUAUGUUGGGAAUGCCAAGUUCUCCGAAUGGUGGAGUUGAUGUAGGAUCUGUGGGCCCACCAGCCUCCUUCUGCUCAAGUAAGCGCUCUCAGUUAGUAGUUUGUCCCUCAUUGCUUUCAGAUUCAAUCCCCUUUAAAUGCUAAACCUCAGUGAGGAUUUUCUUGUUUUGUUUAAAGCAUAUUAAGAUAUUAUAACAAGUUCAGUCCAGUUAUACAUCUAUAGGUAAUGUGUAUGUAUUAAUUAGUACAUGUCACAUUGGGGGCUUGUACGUGUUAAAUAAUCAGUUAAUUUUCAAAUAUUUGGUUGUUCAGGAGAGAUCCAUGCAAGUAAUCUAAGUUAAAUGUCUUGGAUGUUCCAGGAGACUCGUCUCAGCCUUCCUAUGACAUGCAGUAUGAAAUACCUCCAACAGAGGGUGAGUUGUCAAGACUUGGUCACAAGUUAAAUUGACUCUGCUAUAAACUUGCAGCAAAAUAGUUUCAAUGCCAAAAUGAGCUCUCAAAAUACUGCAGCUGCCUCCCAGAUUGCAGUCUUUUUAAAUGGCAAGCAACUCUGAUGACAUGAUUAUUAUUUAUCUCCCAUGAGAACAAACUGGUUUCAUUGCUCCAUCAGUGGCCUGCACAGCAGGUUGCAAAGAGCCUCUACUUUAGAUAAUGCAGAACUUUGCUUACACUGCACAGUUACUGUUAAGAAGCUAAGAAAAGGUGGAUUCAGGCAAUAAGUACCUAAUACAAGCCUCUUCCACACAUGUACAGCACUCCUGAAAAACUGCAGUGAUUGUCUGGCAGUUGUCAUAUUUGAAGAUGUGUGUUGGAUGUUGGACAUUGUUGCCCUUUUAAUGUGAAGCGAACUAAAACUACCUGACCAGCAACUAAAGCUUAUGUUACUCUUGUUAAAGCUUCUGUUAGGUUUGUUCUUGACAUUUAAGGAAUUAAUUUAAAUUUAUGUAAGUGCCCUUAUGUUAUUCACAAACUACAACCAUGUUGCGUGGGGGUAGUUGAGCAGCAGAGCAGCUUUCCAUUUUCUGUUUUGGAGUCUGAUUGCCUGUCAAUAAGAACUAGGGCUGUACUUGAGCCAGGUAAAGCAAAAUAAGAAAAUCCUCCCACAUCCUUACAAGGUGACUAGGAAACAACUGUUAAAUCGAUAGUCGAUCAACACUGGUAUCAGUCUUUCGGUUAAUGUGGGUGUCAGAAUCAGUGUUAUCAGUGUUAAGCAUUAUGUGGUCUUGCAACAUUUCUGAUUUCAGCAAUAAGAUAAUAACAGACUUUUUUUCUGGAACUGCAGAUACUGACGCUGCAUUUGGAGACUCAGAUGAUGACCAAAGUAAUGACGUGCUUCCUUCUACUCAAACAUCAAAACCAACAGAGGAUCACCAUGGAAACAAUGGCAUUCAGAAACAACCUCAGACUUCCUCAGAACCUUCCACAUCAACUGCUGCUCUCCCAACCUCUGGCCUGUCGUCACAGAACACAAAAGAAAGUCUGUUACACAACGCACUGCUGAGCCUUCAAGAGCAGCAUGCCACUAACAUCUUGCUGGAGACGGUCUCACGCUCCCUGGAGCUGCUCUCUGAGUCAGUGCAGCAGCUGGCAGAGACUCAGCAGGAGUUUGUGCGGGAGUCACUGCAACUCCAGAGGGAGACGGUGCAGGUGCUCAGAGACUUCACAGGCGGAGCAAUCGCACUCAUGCAUGACAAACUGAACGGACGGCCGGCAUUAUAGCAACUGAAAGUCAGACAGAGGUGUUCAGUUAAAUCAAUGACUUCAUUCAUGGCUCUCAGGUGCAGGAGUCAUCAGGUUCCCCUGGACCCUACUGCUGGUUACUGUACUUUUUGAUAGUGCUCAACAGAUUUUAAAACUGCAUUUGUAGGAUCAUUGUGUUGAUGCUUUAUUUUAGUCUGUGUGGUUCCAUGAAAAAGAAAUUAAGUUAUCAGUUAGGAGGUGUUUUUUUUGUUUGUUUGUUUUUUACUACUGAAAUUGAGUCUUUUACCAGUCAUGUUGUGAAUUGUUUUUACUUAGCAUACACAACAUUGAACACCCCUCUGCCUUUUUACUUUAAACAGCAGAGAGGAGGACCUUUUCAUUUUAAACUGUGGGUUUAGUCCAUUUUUGUGUCCCUAAAGUUUUAGACUCAUCAGUGUCUGGAGGUUAUCAUAGGUACUGUAGUGGUGAGUAGAUUCAUAUGCCAGACAAUGGCAUGGUCUCUAUAUGCUAAAGCUGUUUUAGUUAUUUAGAAAAAUACCUGUGCAUCAGAACUUAAUCAUUGUCGAAUUUUUUUUUCACAACACAAACAUGAACACUUGAAAUGACAGUUUGAAUAAUGUCUUUAAAAUGUGGAAUAAUUCCGCACUACAGGGCAGAGACUGUGCACACUGCCAUCUAGUGGACUCUCUUAGAAAUGCUGGUAUUGGCAAGUCUGUGGUUUAUUCAGGAGAUCUACAGUGGGUAUAAAAAGUCUACACACCCCUGUUCAACCGCCAGGUUUUUGUCAUGUAAAAAAAUUUAAUCAAGAUAAAUAAUUUCACAACUUCUUCCACCUUUAAUGUGACCUAUAACCUGUACAACACAAUUGAAAAACAAACAGAAAUCUUUCAGGGAGAUUAAGUAAAACUAAACAACUGAGAUCAUGUCGUUGCAUAAGUGUGCACACCCUUUUAUAACUGGGAUUGUGGCUGUGUUCAGAUUUAACCAAUAACAUUCAAACUCAGGUUAAAUUGGAGUCAGCACACACCUGUCACCAAUUAAAGUGCUUCUGAUCAACCCCAAAUAAAGUUCAGCUGUUCUCGUAGGCUUUUCCUGACAAUUCUUUAGCCACAUCUUACAGCACAAGCCAUGGUCCGGAGAAAGCUUCCAAAGCAUCAGAGGGAUCUCAUUAUUCAAAGAUAUCAGGUGAGGGCUACAGAAGAACUUCCAAGGAAUUAAAUAUACCAUGGAACACAGUAAAGACCGCCAUCAUCAAGUGGAGAAAAUAUGGCACAACAGUGACGUUACCAAGAAAAGGACGCCCGUCCAAAAUUGUUGAUAAGACAAGAAGAAAACUGGUCAGGGAGGCUACCAAGAGGCUGACAGCAACACUGAAGGAGCUGCAGGAAUUUCUGGCAAGUACUGGCUGUGUAGUACACGUGACAACAAUCUCCCGCUGUCUUCAUAUGUCUGGGCUAUGGGGUAGGGUGGCAAGAAGGAAGUCUUAUCUUACAAAGAAAAACAUCAAAGCCUGGCUUAAUUUUGCAAAUAGACAUCAGAAAUCUCCCAAACGCAUGUGGAAAAAUGUGUUAUGGUCUGAUGAAAUCAAAAUUGAACUUUUUGGGCAUCAUAUUUGGCACACAAUCAACACUGCUCAUCACCAAAAGAACACCAUACCCACAGUGAAGCAUGGUCAUGGCAGCAUCUUGCUUUGGGGUUGUUUUUCUUCAGCUGGAACUGGUCCCUUAGUCAGGUUGGAGGGGAUUAUGAACAGUUCCAAAUACCAGUCAGUGUUGGCACAAAACUAAAAGAUGAAGAGGAACUUUCAGCACUACAAUGACCCAAAGCACACAUCUAAAUCAUCAAAAGAAUGGCUUCACUGGAAUAAGAUUUAGCGUUUCGAACGGCCCUAGCCAGAACCCAGACCUGAAUUCCACGAACAUUUGUGGGGUGAUCCGAAGAGGGCUGUGCAUAGGAGACGCCCUCGCAAUCUGUCAGAUUUGGAGCAGUUUUGCAAAGAAGAGUGGACAAAUAUUGCUACAUCAAGAUGUGCCACACUGAUAGACUCCUACCCCAAAAGACUGAGCGCUGUAAUAAAAGCCAAAGGUGCUGCAACAAAGUAUUAGUUUAAGGGUGUGCAUAUUAAUGCAACCAGGUUAUUUUAACUUUUCUAUUUUUUAUUUUUCCCCUUAAAGGUUUAAGUUUGUUUUUCAAUUGUAUUAUACAGGUUAUAGGUCACAUUAAAGAUGGAAAAAGUUGUGAAAAACAUUUAUCUUGCUGUCAUUUUCUUACAUCACGAAAACCUGGCAGUUUGUAGACUGUUUAUAUCCACUGUAUAUGCUCAUAUGGUCUGGGGUGUGAAAACUAGCCAUAAAAAAGGUUCUAAUAUUCUUGAUCUAUUCUCUAAUAAAUUAAGUGAAACACUUCACAGCAGUUAUGAAGCUACAGUGGAGAGGAUGAACUUACUUUAUGGAGAGAUGGAGAGAGGAGAGACUGAUAGAGGGAGAUGAGAGGGAGAUGGAGAAAGCGAUGGACAGAGGAGAGAUGAUAGAGGGAGAUGGAGAAAGAGAGAUGGACAGAGGAGAGACUGAUAGAGGGAGAUGGAGAAAGAGAUAGACAGAGGAGAGACUGAUAGAGGGAGAUGGAGAAAGAGAGAUGGACAGAGGAGAGACUGAUAGAGGGAGAUGAAGAAAGAGAUGGACAGAGGAGAGACUGAUAGAGGGAAAUGAGAGAGAGAUGGACAGAGGAGCAUCGGCUGACAUUUGGGGCACUAGAAACUGAAAUUUCUUAUAUUGAAUUUCAAAAUUUGAAAAUUGAAUGAUUUGAAAUUGAAAUGAAUGUUUUGAAACUUUUUUUUCUGCUUUGAUUUGUAUUUAAUUUACAUGAAAAUUCAGCUCUAUCUUUCUUAAAUUAAAAAAAAAAUCAAUCUCAGUUCGCAAAAUUUAGAUAAGAAGAAGAAGAACUUAAUUGAUCCCCAAAGACGGUCAUCUGCAGCAUCAAUCCAGAGGAACCUAGGAGACUCAGGGACACUCAAAGAGAUCAGGGGCCUCAUUUAUAAAGCUUGCUUACGCACAAAACCUGGCUUGAAAGUGCUUACGCCACUUUUUACGCAAGAGUUGGGAUUUAUUAAAAAAAAAAUAGUGUAGGAAUGUGCGCAACUUUAAGCAAACUCUACACCUUGCUUACGCACUUUUUGGAGACAAUCGGAGCAAGGUGAGAACAAUUGGUUAAUGGAAAGCGCGCGUACAAAAAGCCAUACAGUGACAGUCGUGCGCAAUGCAGCACAAGUUUCAAGUUUUAUUUGUCACAUGCCUAAAUGUACAGGUACAGUGGCAGUGAAAUGAAAGUGACGUCUGCGAUUGUGCAAAAAAAACCAGAAUAAUAAUAAGAAAAUCAAAUAAUCUAUAGAAAGACAUAAAAUAAAAAUUGAAAUACGAUAAAUAUCCACUCGUAUAUACAUCCUAUGUACAAUAACGAUGGUGAGUGUUUGAUAAUCCGUCUUGCCCUGGACCUGCACCGCUGGGUGUAGAUGUCCUGGAGGCCGGGCAGUGCAGUACGGGUGAUGCGUUCAGCACAACGGAUGACUCGAUGCAGCCUUUCUGCUCUGAGAGCUGCAGCUGCUGUACCAGGCAGUGAUGCUCGCAGAAAGCACAGACGACACUGUGGCGGUGUAGAAAGUUUGCCGAUUUGAAUUUACAAAUGUGCAAAAAAAACAAAUUCCAUUUACAUGCAUUUGUUUUAAGAUUAAUAUGACUAAAUCUUUUUGGUUAACGAACUUUCACCACAUAAGCAGCGGUGGAUAACGGAGCAGUUUUUUUGGAACACAUGCAUGAGUGUCACACGUGCUUGUGUUUUCUGAUCCUCACCUGUCGCCGCCACGCUCCGAUAGUGCAAAGCCACUUUUUUCUUUGCCUCCACCUUUAGAUCAGACCACUCCUUCUUGAUUUCGGCAACGCUGCGCCAGUGCCAGCCGCACUUACCGCCACGGCAAUGGCGUGCCAUUCGGUGGCUUUUCUUUUAUUGGUGAUGCCACUCGAAUGGCCGCCGAAUAAGGUCUCCCAUCUCGCCGCCACCUCAUUUACAAGAACCUCCACCUCGGUCUCUGAAAAGUUUCUUUUUCUACGACUUGCUGAUGCCAUGAUUAAGCAUGAAAUGCCGUGGAUCCAUCAGGCUUAUUUAUGUGCAAAUCACAUUCAUGAGGUAAUUUGCAUGACCAUACAUGGUGAAUUUUGGGUGUGGAGAGGGCGGGGCAUGAAUCAAAUCCCUGCUGCGCAACUUUCCGGCUGGUCUGUGAUUUAUAAAGGGAAAGUGCGUGCAGGUGUGCGUAGGCAGGGUUUUAUAAAUCAGAUUUUUUUUUUGCCUAUGCACUUUUCAGCUUUUUGACUUACGUACACUUUUAGUAUGGAUCCUACGCCAGGUUUUAUAAAUGAGGUCCCAGGUGAGUAACUUAAAUGGGAUAUGAAGAUCUUAAGGAGACAGAGGGACAGACAUGAGCUCAAUGUGCCAGAUACCCCGGCAGUCUAAACCUAUAGUGGCAUAACGAAGAACUGGUUCAAACCUAACCAGCCCAUACGAUAAGCUUCAUCAAAGAGAAAAGUUUUAAGUCUACUCUUGAAAGUUGAGAGGGUGUCUGCCCCCCAAACCUCAUACGGUAAAUGAUUCCAGAAGAGAGGGACCUGAUAGCCGAAAGCUCUACCUCCAAUGCUUUUUUUAGAGACAUUUGGUACAAUGCGCAAACCUGCAGACUGUGAGCGUAGCGGUCUAGACAGAAAGUAAGGUAUUACAAGCUCUAUAAACAUAUAAAAAAAAACAGUCGCCUGCUAUUAGCUAGUAUUUUUGUAUGGUCAUACCAGUAAUAAUAAAUCACCUUCAACUGGCUUUAGAAAAAAAGGACACUUCUUUUUAAUAUUGGGGCUAACAUGUAAAUCCGUUAACAUGUAAAAGUACCAUUUUGCAAAGUGCAACAUUA